AUGAAACAGUUCUUGCUAGUUCGCUAUCAGCUUACCAAGUUCCAAAUAGGAAGCGAGUACAGUCUGACGUUCUUUCCCGAGGCUCGACUGAAGGAACUGGCUGUCCGUCUUGGCCAUGACCGCGUGUCACAUGCUCGGGCGAAGGUGGUCAACAUUAUAGGAGAGCGUAUGAGGACUAUCGAGCGAGUACCGGCUCCUGCGCCAGACUCCGAUCGCAUCCGCGUUUUUGACAUCGAAGAAGGAUACAUAAAGACUUGCGUCCAAGCUUAUUUCGAGCACGUCGAUCCAAUCCAUCCAUUCCUCGAUAGGCGGCAAUUCGAAAGCGUUGCUCUCAGCCCGCAUCUGAGCGAGAAACUUGCCAGUGAUAAAUCGUGGUCCGCCUUGUUUUAUACUAUUCUCGCAUUGGGUUCGCAGUAUCACGAUGGCGGCAGUUAUAAACCCACAAAGAGUGGAAGCUGGCGAUUCUUUGGCACGGCUCUAGCCAUUUUUCCUGAUCUGUUAAUUAGCAGAACCACAUUGAACACCGUUCAAGCGCUAACAGCCAUGGCAAUAUUUGCCUCUAACCUUUCAUGUCUGCAAAUUGAAUACGCCAUGGUGUCCGAAGGGGCCAAGAAAGCACAAACACUAGGAUACAACCGAUCGACGGCGCCUGGUGAUGACGAACGGAACCGCACAUUCUACGUUCUUUAUUUCCUUGAAAAGAACAUGUCAUUCAAUAUCGGUAGAUGCUCUACCAUUAUGGAUUCGGAUAUUAGCAGUGCCAUUCCGACUCAGCCGCUGUCGUGCAGCGGCGUAUCUUUUGACUGGACCCGUGCGUCAAUCCGAAUAUCACGACUCCUAAGUCGCAUAUAUGCAUCUUUGUUCUCUGUCAGCGUACGAGGCAGACCAAAAUCUUAUUACAAUACGACCAUCCACAACUUAAAAUCCGAGCUGGGAGUAUGGGCAAAAGCGAUACCCGCGGAGCUUCGGCCUGGACAGCCAAUACGGCGGUAUACACAAACCACACCGAUGAUCGAUAUUAGUAUACGGCUUCAUUAUCUGUAUCACGGCACGAUGAUGCAUCUUGAUCGUACUGCUCUUCAAUUGGAGGAUGAGCCUAGCGCCCGGUCCGACCUGGUGAACGGCAUUAUGCGCACCGCGCGGACGGUCCUGGAGCUCACAAGAUUUAUCGAAAUCCAGCCUUAUACGCCCAUCUGGAUCCUUGCGAGCGUUCCGUUGGCAGCUUAUCUCGUUCUUUUCGAUCUUCUCAUCGAUGAUCCGACACAUCCAGAAACCGCGGCCAACCUGGCCCUGCUAGAUGUAGGCAGUGGUCAUUUCAGCGGCUUGGAAUACGCUUCGCAGGGAAUACUCCCAGGAUCCAUCGCAUCAGAGUUAACGCAGAUAGCGCGAGCUUAUGUGCGGGAGCAAAACGAUUCAGAGACGAAUAGUCGCCCGAAAUCGUCUAACAUAUAUGCCGAAGGCGCAACCUCGACUAACCGACUGCAGGAAGCAACAGUUGCUGAGGCGCCAUCAGCUUUCCCUUCCUAUGCGGAUUUGCAGCCAUUUCCUCUGGGAUGGAAUCUUCGGAAUGAUGGUGGAACAACGCUCGACGGUGAAACGUUUGACUUGUUUGGUUCGUACUACCCGCUCUGGGAUGAGGGUGCUGCGUACAACACGAUGAGCCUAUAA
Molecule: messenger RNA, 1668 nt
Organism: Alternaria atra
Lineage: Eukaryota; Fungi; Ascomycota; Dothideomycetes; Pleosporales; Pleosporaceae
Exons: 3
Coding region: 1-1668 (555 amino acids)
Biological process (GO): DNA-templated transcription
Molecular function (GO): DNA binding; zinc ion binding
Source: RefSeq, a predicted model, not a curated record